AUGUUGUUCUGGAUUGGUGCUGGUCGCUUUAUCUAUACUCUUAUGUAUCUAUCUAUGGGCCGGCAUAUUGACUGGCUGGGGCUGCUUCAAUGUAAAUACAGCAGCAUUGCAUUACAUCCACUUUUCAUUCUUAAUGUUGUUGCUGUGCUUGAUCUUGGUAGCGUAGCGUCAACGGAUGUCGAGUUGCAGUGGUUACAGAAGGACAUUGAUGCUGUCGCUGACGAAGUGCAGAUUUUGAAGGUUACGCACUUUGGUGUUAUUUGUUGCGCAACGUCUCAGCCUUGCUUAAACGAUGCGAUGCUAGUAGCAGUUGGUAACGAUGGCGACUAA
Molecule: messenger RNA, 330 nt
Organism: Peronospora belbahrii
Lineage: Eukaryota; Oomycota; Peronosporomycetes; Peronosporales; Peronosporaceae
Source: the annotation of a GenBank genome assembly